Messenger RNA from Sphaeroforma arctica JP610, 210 nucleotides. RefSeq lists its product as hypothetical. NCBI's taxonomy places the organism in Eukaryota, Ichthyosporea, Ichthyophonida. The record is from RefSeq and is a predicted model, not a curated record. The annotation marks the transcript as partial. The transcript has a single exon.
AACCGCUUCGAUACGCUAUUACGCGGAAGUAUACAGCUCCACGGUCCCUUUGUAGGGAGUUUGCUUGAGCUGUGUCUGCUACAUCCAGAGCUCACCCCUCCACCAGAGACUGUCAGUGCUGUAGCUAUGCACUCGGGUAACUGUACCAGUGCCGCUGUGGUGCUGGAAAAGCGCUUGCAACUCGAACUAGGUCAGAGAUGUGUACGAUGA